UGUGGUCAUGGACUGCUUCUUGUUUCCUGAGUCGGUUGCAAGAAGGAAACCGUGCACCAGGGGGUGUGGAGGUCCAGGGGCUCAGAGCAGGACCUCCACCUGCACGUCCUGGGGCAAAGUGGCAGGGAGAGGGCUGUGUCUGCCCCAGGCCUGCUCCUCCUUUGGACUGCAAGACUGAAGACGGGAUCUCGGUUCAGGAAGAAGGGGCGCUAUGAUCACGGAGUUCCUGUCCCUGCUUUGCCUUGGGCUGAGUCUGGGCCAUGAAGAGGAGAAGAAUGAGAGACUUCCCAAACCCUCCCUCCGCGCCUGGCCCAGCUGGGUGGCCGCGCGCGACAGCAGCGUGACGCUGACGUGCCAGGCUCCCUUCCCGAAUGCAACGUUCGAGCUGCGCAAGGCGCACGAGCCUAGGGACCCGCGGGAGCAGAGCUCGGCCGGCCGGGGGGCUGCGUUCCCCCUCUCCCGCCUGCGGCCUGAGGACGCCGGGAGGUACUUCUGCGCCUACAAGACCCGAGCCUCCGACGCGUGGUCAGAGGCCAGCGAGCACGUGCAGCUGGUCGUCACCGGGUCACUCCCGGAACCUUCCCUCUCACUCAACACAGAUCCUGGGACAACUCCUGGUCACAGGACACUCCAAUGUCUGAUCCCAUACAAUGGAACUGAAUGUAUCGCAAUUGCCCUGCUGAAAAACGGGGUCCCAGAGCUGUCACAAGUCAAGGAAGUAAGAAAAAACCAAACUGAUUUCAUGCCCUGGAACGUGACCAGCAAUGACAGUGGGAACUACAGCUGUGUAUACUACCAGUGUAACUCACCACACUUGGGCUCCCGCCCCAGCAACAGCCUGGAGAUCUGGGUGACAGAUAAACACGAUGAACUCGGAGGUCCCUCAAUAAAAAAAGCAGACACCAGGAUCAUCUUUUUCGCCCCUGUCAGCUGCAUCUCCAUCAUUCUCCUCUUCCUCUCGGUCGUCUGCAUAUACAGGCACACUCAGCGAGGUUCAUCAACGGAAGAACCUAGAGCUUCAACACAUGAAGAAUCCGCUGAGAGUACCAGCCAUUCCGAAUCUCCCAAGCCGGAUGCUACAGAUGUAUCCAAGACGGAAAGGACGUCUCUCUUGACUGAAGAUCCCCAGGGAGUGAGCUAUGUGGAGCCAAAUGUCAGCGCACUGUCUGAGGCAGCUUCUGCCCCCACCAAGGAGCCCCCGGGAUGUGUUGAAUACACAACACUGAAAGUGUAGAAAGAGGAUGGCGAGACCCCUUGGAGGAGGAUGGAGUGAGGCCGUUGGAAAUAAGGAAACCUGGAGACUCUCUGUCCCUGGCUCCUACUCCGUGUCAACCAAAUUAAGCUCUUCAUCUUUAAAAAAUCUGACUUAUUUGUGGAUUACCCAUGCCCAAGAGCCCCACCACACUAUCUCUACCCCACGUUUCCCCACAGAACAAUUCAAGGAAAGAAUACUGAUCAACCAUCCAGCAAGCAGUUAUUGAACACCUCUGGGAAGCACACGCAAAAAAGGAAAUGGUCAAAUGGAUUCGGUUCCCUUUGAUGACCUGUUUUACCCCAUGAUGGGGAAAUAGAAAAAUUAAAAUACAGAUGUCGGUAAUAAUUAUGCAAAAACAGAAGCUAGAGAAAAGAAAAUGCUAUUAAGAAAAUCAUAAAGAGAAAAAAGUGUAUUUACUGUUCAUUAAGUGGAUCACCAUAAAGGGCUGUAUCCUCUUCAUCUUUAGGUUGAGUUGGCUGAGGAGGAGGAGGAAGAGGAGGGGUUGGUCUUGUGGACUCAGGGGUGGCAGAGGCAGAAGAAAAUCCACGUGUAAGUGGACCCAUGCCUUUGAGACCCAUGUUGUUGAAGGGUCAGCUGUAUGUUGUUGCAAGGAUUUCUCUGAGUGUUGACUUUUUUGUUACAAAGUCACUGAACGGUCACAUAUCUAUAAACACAAAUAUGUGA
Messenger RNA from Microcebus murinus (gray mouse lemur), 1939 nucleotides. RefSeq names its product V-set and transmembrane domain containing 1 (gene VSTM1). Gene Ontology annotation, biological process: immune response-regulating signaling pathway. Gene Ontology annotation, cellular component: plasma membrane. The record is from RefSeq and is a predicted model, not a curated record. Lineage: Eukaryota; Metazoa; Chordata; Mammalia; Primates; Cheirogaleidae.